UACCAGGAGAAAUUGCUUCCAGUAUACAAUCACAUCUGCUUUUGGGGGAAGAUCUGCAGCCGCCCAGACAGCUAGACUUAAGUUUGAAAGCACCAUUUAGUUUUGACUGGCGAUGAUUUUACUUGAUCAAUCUUCAUUGCUGCCGGAGAUUUUUUUAAGCGUGAAUUAUUAAGACACUAAACUGCAUCUGAGCUCCGAUGGUGCCAAAAACGAGCUUUGAUGUUCUUUAGGUGUUGUUUUCUGAUGGCAAAAAGUGUUUAUAUUCCUCGAUUCAUCGCGACGGGAUGCUUCAGGAUCUGAGUGCAAGUGUCUUUUAUCCAGCUUGCUCACAGCACAGAAGUUUAGCUCAGGUCCCUGACAAUGAUGAACAGUUUGUGCCAGAUUUCCAGUCUGAAAAUUUGGCUUUUCAUGGCCUCUCUCUAAAAAUCAAGAAGGAACCGCAGAGUCCCUGUUCUGAGCUGAGCACUGCCUGCAGCCAUGAGCAACCUUUCAAGUUCAGCUAUGGGGAAAAGUGCCUGUAUAAUGUCAGUGCCUACGACCAGAAGCCACCUGCUGGAUUGAAACCCUCUAACCCGCCAACCCCAUCCAGCACACCAGUGUCCCCCUUGCACCAUGGGUCACCUAAUCCUGCAGCAACUCCCAAACCGGACAGAAGUUUUCCAGCUCAUCUGCCUGCCACCCAGCCCAUUCCAGAGAAUGCCUACCCAAUGGAUCCGAGAUUCCGGCGCCAGCUCUCCGAGCCGUGCCAUUCAUUCCCACCUCCUCAUGGACUGCCCAGGGAAGGUCGUCCGAUGUACCAGAGGCAGUUGUCUGAGCCCAACAUCCCCUUCCCCCCUCAGGGGUUCAAACAGGAAUACCAUGAUCCAGUCUAUGAACAUGCCACUAUGAUUAGUGGUCCAACAAACCAGAGUUUUCCACAGCCCAUGAUGAUUAAGCAAGAACCACGGGAUUAUGCAUAUGAUUCAGGUUGCAUGUAUGAAAAAGGUCCCAGACAUUUUUAUGAUGACACCUGUGUAGUUCCUGAAAAGUUUGACAGUGACAUCAAGCAGGAGCCAGGCAUAUAUCGGGAAGGACCCACUUACCAGCGCAGAGGCUCCCUCCAGCUUUGGCAGUUUCUAGUGGCUCUGCUGGAUGAUCCAGCAAACUCGCACUUUAUUGCAUGGACAGGUCGUGGCAUGGAAUUCAAACUCAUUGAGCCAGAGGAGGUGGCACGGCGUUGGGGAAUCCAGAAGAACCGUCCUGCUAUGAAUUAUGAUAAGCUGAGCCGUUCACUGCGCUACUACUAUGAGAAAGGCAUCAUGCAAAAAGUUGCUGGAGAAAGAUAUGUGUACAAAUUUGUCUGUGAUCCCGAAGCGCUUUUCUCCAUGGCUUUCCCAGACAACCAGAGGCCUGUGCUGAAAACUGACAUGGAGCGUCACAUCAAUGAAGAGGACACUGUCCCUCUUUCCCAUUUUGAUGAGAACAUGGCGUAUAUACAAGAUAGUGGCUGUUGCAAUCCCCAUGCAUACAAUGAAGCCUAUGUGUACUGAUGCAACCUUGUUGGGGCAGUCACUUCAUGUUUCUUUUUUCUCUGUUGUUUUCCUCUGUAGACCGUGACCCAGUCUGGAUUUACUUCAUCUCUUCAGCAUCUCUGACAUUAAGCAAUGGGUCCACAGUUUCUGUCGCAUUAACCCCAUGGUCCACUACCAGGGACAGUGCACUUUAUGAAAAGACUCAUUAGAGCUCUACUUGUUUUUUUUUCAGGGUGGGAUGGGGUGGGCAGUGGUUUUUGUUUUUGCCUAAAUGUUUUUUUUGGUGGAAAAGAGGGGGGAAUGGGAGGAUUGGGAAUUGCAGACAUUUAAGUGGUUUGAUUGAUGCUAUCUUAUGAAUUUUGGUUUCAUAUCUGAUAAAAACUUACCAAGUCAAACUUACAAGAAAUCUGCUGAUAUCAGUAAUAAAAGAAACUGCAUAUCUAAUAUUGCUGUGUUAACACAGCCGGCACUCUUUAAAAAUCUAUAUCUAAGUAGAUACAUAGUACUUUUUUGUCAGGGUACACAUUAAUAUACAGUCAAACAUUUUACUGCUGUGUCAUAUUUGUUAAAAUAUAUGAAUACUAGAAUAUGCUGAAGCUUCUACUGCAGUCUCCUUUUCUGUAAAUUCUUUUAAACGCAGGGUCUAUUAAAGCAAUUUGAAGCAUUGCUGUACAGGUAGCAUUUCAGGACAAAUAGUCAACUUAAAACAUUUACUGCUUACGAUGUAGCUUAUGCUGUAGUUAUACCAUGAGCAACUGUAUGCUUUAGAAAUUGGUAAAAGAUUACCCACCUACAACUUGCUAAAGGAAUUUUUUUCAAGCUUAAAGAUUUCUAUAUCAAUGGAAACGUUAUCUAAUGUGGCCUGACAGUGGCAACAUUUCAUUUGCACUCACUUCAGUUUUCAGAUCCAGGCAUUCAAGUACCAUAUAGUGAUGUCCACAUCAAUACAGAACAAGACAUUUUGAUAGUUCGUUAAGAAUUUUUAAAGUGGGUUACCAGGAUGUAUGAGCUUUGAAAUUACACUGAGCAGUAUUAGUAUUUGGUAUUUAGAUAUUCAUAUCUGCAGGCCAAAGAGUGGCUUCAGCAUUGAUAUUAAACUGGUUAACAUCUGCAUAAUGGAUUUGGAUGUGAAUGAAUUAAACUUUCCGACUCUAAUAUUGUUCAGCAUUAUUUCAAUGCUUUUGUUAGUAACCCUGUUAAGCACAAUAUUUCAUCAAAAAUGGAAGAUCUUUCAUCAAAUCAAGAUUAAAGCAAAUGGACGUGACUGGGUUUUAUUUGUUUUAUAUAUAUCUCCAAAACAUUUUGAGUGCCAUGCUUGAAAGUUAUAUUGGUACUGUGUUUAGAUAGCAGAAACUGAACAUGUGAAGGGUGAUCAGGUAUUUCAAAUUUGACAAAACAUGCACUCCAUGUCAUUUCUGCCAGGGUAACAUGAAAGCAAAGCUCUGUUUAAGUUUCUGUUUUAAUCAUUGAAUCUGUAAUGUUUGUUCGCUUUCUCCAAGCUUAAAUGUUUUUCUUCAGUCAGUAAUGUUUAUCAGUGCUGAGUAUGACUGUGAGAAGAAAGGUGCACAAUAGCAUAAUUGACUAUUCUGCACUGUUUCAAAAAAAACCUUGAGAAUGUGCAUCAUUUAGGAUUUUAUUGCAUUUCUUUUCUGUAUCAAAAGUAUUCAUUGGUAUCUAUAGAAGCUAAAGCUAGGAAAUUUGUGUACCUUUUAUUUCCAUUCUUAACAUUACUGUAAUUUGAAAAUGCACCCUGGGUUACUUUUGUAAAAUCUUUAACAAAAAUGCUUAAAAUCUACUUUCAUUCAAGUCACUCAGUUCAGGAUUUGAACAUUAUCAAGUCCUCAUAGUAUUUGAGGAUUAUUCUGGAGUAAGCAAUCACAAAAUACAGAGAAAACUUUAAAACUUCACCAUAGUGACAAAAUAAGUACACAUGGAGAUAAUAAAAAUGGAAAAUAUGGAUUAUGAAUAAUGUAAUUUUAAUGCUUCAGUUCUGUUCUUAUUCUGUUCACCAGGAGACAAUGAUUUUUCUGUUGUUUUGCUAAUGUUUUUUAAUCUCCAUUUCCAUACCAUUCUCCAGGCCUCAGAGCACACUUGAGAGUAUUAUCACUGGGACUUCAUAGUUCAGUUGUGCUUAGCCGUGAUUGCUGGGUUUUCCCUCUUGUGAAACCCUAAAACCCUUAUCACCUUCUAAUCCUGUGCACCAACGGAACUUAAUAUGUACUUUGAUUGCACAUUGGAAGGUUCUCAGCAUUUGGAAAAUAAAAAGAUGGUGGAGGUGGAAACUCUUCAUCUGUGCCCACAUUUGGAAGGCAGUCUGACAUGCUAACUCUGAACAGAUCCAUACAACUACACACAUUUUUGGAACGUUUUUGGAGUAGAAAGCACUCCUUGACUGCAAUAUUUUACUAAUCCGUUCAAAGGAAUAAUAGAGCCAUACUGCACAGAAAGGGUUAUUCGAAUUAGCUCUUUGAAAGAUUUAUUCAAUUAAUCCCACUCAUCUGUUCUUUACCCAUGGCCCUGCCUAUUUUUUUUCUUUUCUGUUAAAUAUCCAGUUGAAAAUUACAGUUAGGUAAUUUAGCUAGAAGAGGCGUCUAUGCACUUAAAUCUCACAUUAUGUAGUACCAUGCAGUGCUGAAGGUAGAUCCAAGUAUGUGAAGAGAAACACAUUUCCUUCUAGUUACCCACCUCUUCUCUACCAGGGAAGCUCCAUAAUCAAAAUGUCAAAUUGUAAUCUCAUUGAAGCAAUGAGCAGUUAUAAGUUAUUGCAAGAACCAACAAAUGCACCACAAAGUGAAAUGGCACUAAUUAGAUGUUGUAAUUGACAGACCACUUUGCAACCACUCUUCUUGUAUAUGGAAUAAAUAUAAAAGGAGCAAUCUUCAACCUUAUUCUAAGUUUCCACAUUGUAACUUCAGGACAUUGAUGUAACGGCAAAUCUGUUGUUUUGAUCUUUCCAAUUCAUUUGUUGAAUUGUGCUCCUAGUAAUUCUCAUCAAGUGCAAUCAUGCCUGGUUCACGGGGAACAAGUACUGAGAGAGUUCAGAUUCAGACAGUAUAACCCUAAUUGUACCCUUAUUUUUCAUUGGUAUUUACAGACUCCUUCUUCACUUUUGCUCCAGCAAGGUAAUGGUAGUGUUUGCCGGCAACAUGGAUUCCAGUUUAGAGCCAUGAUUUAAUGUAUUGUGCAAUCAUGUAACAUUUUCUAGCUCCAAGUAGCAGUCAUAUCUCUGAGUAUAGAAUUAAGUAUUGGGAUUGGAGUCAAGGAGCUUAUUUUGCAUGCAGUGAAUGCAGUGGCUUCUCUGAAAAUGUUUGAUGCUCUCAGAGGAUGCCUGGCAUUGCUCACAUUAUCAGAUGGAAAAAAAAGAAUAGUGAAAAGAAUUACAGAUUUCCCACCGUUAUUUUGUGCAUUAAGGAAAGAACAUGGCAGGUGUGAACCCACCAGGUUUGAUCCUCCUCUGCUGGGUUUUCAGUUGUUUAUUCUCAGUGUUGUUGCACCAAUUUUGCUUGCCACAAGCUUUUUGACUUGGCCAUUGCAUGUGCACCAGUUGAAGACAAGGAUAACCUUGUUGUGAUGACUUCCCAAGUCAAAAAGAUUGUGGGCAUGCAAAAUUAAUGUAAUCCAGUUACUUGCAACAGAAAGCUCCCAAGAUCAAUGCAACACGCUUCUUGGGUCUUACCAAGGUAGUUCACAUAUUACAUCUUUAAUUUACUUAAUUAAAGGGCCUGUUAAAAUGAUUCACUUAACAAACUACCAAACAAAUCACAACCUGCACAUGUGUGGAGAUUCAGUUCACAAUCCCACUUUUGAAUUAAUAUGUUUGAUUUCCAAAAAACAACUGCAGCAAGUAUCCAUGUCUAAACUGUCCUAUCUAAACUUACGAGAAGAAUGGCCACUAAUUUGAGGUACACCCUUUCCCCAUUACAUUUCUAAUAUUUCAAUGCUAUGUGAAAUAUUGUGAAAUAUUGUAAAAUGCAAGCAGUCCCAAAGUUUCCCAAACUUACUGAAAAUUCCUGAAACCAAUAAUGCACAUUCCAAAAGCAGCUUGACGGCAAAAGUUUAAUAAGAUUUUUGUGUAAUUAAUCCUUUUUUUAUGUUAAGCAUAUUUAUUGUAAUAUUUUAGGACAUUAGCACAGAAAUGACUUAAAGAUCUUAGUGCAUUACCCUUGAAGCUUCUCCAUGUGUUACACAACAUCUUGAAUCUCUGCAUCUCCAGCUUUGUGCCAGGUGAACCAGGUAUUGUGUUGAGGAGCCCUGGAGACAAAAGCAAACACUGCAUCUGCCUGAAGAUGGCUAUCUGGAAAUCUAAUGUAGCAAAAAAAAAGACAAUGUUGAGGGACAUCUGUAAAUGAUGGACAGUAUUUUUUCUGCUGUUUCUGAAAAAUUUUCUAAAUUUUUGUAAUUUUGUAUUUAUCAUGUAUGUUUGGUUUUAUAUGGCCACAAAGUAGCAUUCGAAUUAAUGUAAAUCACAAUGUCGUUUGAUUUUCAUCAGCUAAGGCUUUGAGUAGUUUGAAGGUUCAUGGACUUCUUGUAUUGCUUUUUUUGGGUUUUUUUUGCUUUUUGAAGAAAAAAUGUAAUAGCUUAAUAAACUCUGUUCAAUUCCUAAUGAACGGUGAAAUAUGUAAUUCAAAAAAAUAUUCUGGCAGUGUAUCCAUAUUUAUAUUUGGUUUAAUUUUCAUCCAUUAAUUUUAGUGUUGAAUACAGUUUUCCUUGGAUCUUUCUGCAGUGCCA
Messenger RNA from Pristis pectinata (smalltooth sawfish), 6239 nucleotides. RefSeq names its product ETS variant transcription factor 1 (gene etv1). Lineage: Eukaryota; Metazoa; Chordata; Chondrichthyes; Rhinopristiformes; Pristidae. Gene Ontology annotation, cellular component: nucleus. The record is from RefSeq and is a predicted model, not a curated record. Gene Ontology annotation, molecular function: DNA-binding transcription factor activity, RNA polymerase II-specific; sequence-specific DNA binding. The coding region runs from base 285 to 1529 and encodes 414 amino acids. Gene Ontology annotation, biological process: regulation of transcription by RNA polymerase II; cell differentiation. The transcript has 9 exons.